AUGGGUGUGAAUAUGAUCGUGUACCUAAUAAUAAUAUCUACUGUACUAUCUUCCAUAUUUUUAGAAUCAAGAGCUCUCGAAUCUCCUCUUCAACAACUCUACAAUGACACUCCUUCUUCAAUUGCACCUUCUUCUUCUUCAGAAUCUCCUUUAGCACCAGCCUUGUUCGUCAUAGGAGACUCCUCGGUUGAUUCUGGAACCAACAAUUUUCUGGGCACAUUUGCCCGUGCCAACCACCUUCCUUAUGGACGAGACUUCGAUACCCACCAACCCACCGGAAGAUUCUGCAACGGAAGGAUCCCCGUCGAUUAUCUCGCUCUGCGUCUUGGGCUUCCUUUUGUGCCAAGUUAUCUAGGUCAAACAGGGGCAGUUGAAAAUAUGAUUCACGGGGUGAAUUACGCUUCUGCUGGCGCUGGCAUUAUUCUCUCCAGUGGCUCCGAAUUGGGUCAGCAUAUCUCCUUCACUCAGCAAAUUCAGCAAUUUACAGACACCCUUCAGCAGUUUAUAUUAACUAUGGGAGAGGAUGCUGUGACCGGUCUCGUAUCUAACUCUAUCUUUUAUAUUUCUAUUGGUAUAAACGAUUACAUUCAUUACUAUUUGCUCAAUGUAUCCGACGUCGAUAAUUUGUACCUACCAUGGCGCUUCAACCAGUUUUUAGCAUCUUCUGUGAGACAAGAAAUUAAGAACUUGUACAAUUUAAAUGUUAGGAAAGUGGUGGUCACGGGACUGGCCCCUAUUGGCUGUGCCCCUCACUACUUGUGGCAGUACGAUAGUGAAAAUGGAGAAUGUGUUGAGCAGAUAAAUGACAUGGUCAUUGAAUUUAACUUUCUCAUGAGGUACAUGGUUGACAAGCUUGCUGCGGAGCUCUCUGAUGCAAAUAUCACCUUCUGUGACGUGUUUGAAGGUUCCAUGGAUAUUUUAAAGAAUCAUGAACGUUAUGGCUUUAAUGUCACGAACGAGGCCUGCUGUGGAUUGGGGAAGUACAAGGGCUGGAUCAUGUGCUUCUCACCUGAAAUGGCAUGCACUAAUGCCUCCAACCACAUCUGGUGGGACCAGUUUCAUCCAACUGAUGCAGUGAAUGCCAUUCUUGCAGAUAAUAUAUGGAAUGGUCAGCACACUAAAAUGUGCUAUCCUAUGAACUUGGAGGACAUGGUAACUCAUAAGGCAAAAUGA
Molecule: messenger RNA, 1173 nt
Organism: Gastrolobium bilobum
Lineage: Eukaryota; Viridiplantae; Streptophyta; Magnoliopsida; Fabales; Fabaceae
Product: GDSL esterase/lipase At5g08460
Exons: 5
Coding region: 1-1173 (390 amino acids)
Molecular function (GO): hydrolase activity, acting on ester bonds
Source: RefSeq, a predicted model, not a curated record